Messenger RNA from Lates calcarifer (barramundi perch), 939 nucleotides. RefSeq names its product coiled-coil domain-containing protein 124. The record is from RefSeq and is a predicted model, not a curated record. NCBI's taxonomy places the organism in Eukaryota, Metazoa, Chordata, Actinopteri, Centropomidae. The coding region runs from base 1 to 576 and encodes 191 amino acids. The transcript has 4 exons. Gene Ontology annotation, cellular component: nucleus. Gene Ontology annotation, biological process: transcription by RNA polymerase II. Gene Ontology annotation, molecular function: transcription coactivator activity.
AUGCCAAAGAAGUUCCAGGGUGAGAACUCCAAGGCGGCCACAGCCAGAGCCCGCAAGGCUGAGGCCAAGGCGGAUGACAAGGAGAAGAAGAGGCUGGAACUCCUGGAGAGGAAAAAGGAAAACCAGCGGCUCCUGGAUGAGGAGAACGCCCGACUGAAAGGCAAAGCCCAAAGGGAGGCUGGGGCUGGAGGAAAAGUUACUCGUGCCCAGAUUGAGGAGGCGCUUCAGAAUGAGCAGGAGCAACAGCAGCAGCUCAAACCGAAAGAAAAGAGCCACCUGGAGUCUCCUCUGGAAGAGAAUGUGAACAGAAUUAUCCCUGAAGAAGGAACAGUGGAAGCCAGAACAAUAGAGGAUGCCAUCGCUGUACUUAGCACGGGGCCUGAAGACCUGGACCGCCACCCAGAGCGGAGGAUGAAAGCUGCGUUUCUUGCCUAUGAGGAGGCCAACAUGCCUCGCCUAAAAAAGGAGAACCCCAACAUGAGAUUGUCACAGCUGAAGCAGCAGUUGAAGAAAGAGUGGAUGAAGUCGCCAGAGAACCCCCUGAACCAACGCUUUUCCACCUACAACUCAAAGUGAAUGCACUCUUUCCCCCUCGCAUAACGCCAUUUGAAAAACUGUCUGCCUAUGCACAUUGGAGACUUCCAUUGGAAAAUUUAAUAAUUUCAUCUAAAAAAUGAGUGUUGCUGACAAGAACUUCACCUCUACCUGCUCGGAAACAAUCUCUUCAGUUCCAGAGGACUCCUCUUUAUGUUCCAUUCACUUGCAAGGAGAAGCUCACCCCCACAUUGUCACAACUGAUCACCAUGUUUGUGCACAUGGCCUCUAAUGAGGCAUCGCAGCAUCUAAUAAAUUACAUCUUUUUUUUUUUUUUUAGCACUUCCGGGAAGGUGGGGAAUCAGAUGUUUUGAGUGUAACUCAUUAAAGUUCACUGCUCAAUCA